AUGAUCUCCGAGAGUGCCACUCCGGGCACUCGCUUCCCGCUGGAGAGUGCCAUUGGAUCCGGACGUGGUAUCAAACGCGUUACGCACUUACGACGUGACUACGAACAGAUUUACUUCCACCUGGACGUACCGACUCAAAGCGACGGAACGCGCUACCGUCGAAGCUGGUGCAGGAGCGAGCCUGGAACCGGAGCAGCAUGCGGCGCAACCGUUACUGGCAAGAAUGCCCCCCGUGGGAACUCUUCUCAUUCAGCUCAACGCCACGACCAGGACGACGGGCCCUACGGGGACGAGCUGUACACCUUCAGUAACCACGUGAGCAUCCGCGAGAAGGAGCUGUUCGGUGUGUAG
This is a messenger RNA of Knipowitschia caucasica, 351 nucleotides long. NCBI's taxonomy places the organism in Eukaryota, Metazoa, Chordata, Actinopteri, Gobiiformes, Gobiidae. The record is from the annotation of a GenBank genome assembly.